Arabis nemorensis is the source of this 474-nucleotide messenger RNA. NCBI's taxonomy places the organism in Eukaryota, Viridiplantae, Streptophyta, Magnoliopsida, Brassicales, Brassicaceae. The record is from the annotation of a GenBank genome assembly.
AUGGCGCCGAGGAAGACCAAAGCAGAUGGAGAAGAGAAGGCGAAACCCGUGACUACGGUUUCUUCGAGAGUGACUCGGAGCAUGAAUCGUCGAACUCGAAGUGAGACUCAGCAAAACGGUGCUAAAGUGGUUCGAUCCGUCGCUAAGAGAUUUCAUGAGAAAAUGGAGAGUCGCAAAAUCGGAAAUUUAGGUAAACAAUGUAAUGCUUUCAAGACAAGGGCUAUUCAGGUGAAGGAAAGAUUGGAGGAGGCUGUUCCUGGCGUGAUGGUGACUUUGAAUCCUGAAAAGAAAUCUUCUCCAUCGCUAAUUCUUUCGUUGGAUGUUCUCGAACAGCCAAGGCGGGGUUGCUUUGAGAUCCGAGAGGAAGGUGGCGAAACAUUCAUCAGUCUUUUGGACAUGAAGCGUCCGUUUGCUCCAAUGAAGGCACUUGAUAUGGAAGAAGUCAUUGAGGACAUCAUAAAGAAAAUUAAAUGA